AUGUACGGCAUGAACCAGGCGUAUAAUGCUGGCGGCGGCGACCCCAGCGCGCAGGUGCCGAACCACCUCCUCGCGCACGUCCAUCUGGUGUCGUCAUACCGAUUCCCCUCCCUGCCCCAGCUGCGACCGGAGCAGGCGGUCGAAUACCUCACCAAGGGACCGCAGAUAGUGCGCGACAGCUCGCCCGUCGCCUGGACCUUCUUCGCAUCGCCGCCGCAAGAUGGCACCGUCAUCCUCACAUGGCAGCCUCCGAGGAUGGCGACGCACUUUGCCUCUGACGGCAUGGUCUGGGCAGACCCCGAGCAGGCCUUUGACAUGCCCAUCCGCGGCUACACACUGCAGGUGUUGGUCCACAACACGGGCUACCACUAUCCCCACGAGCCGUUCGCCGUGCACUCCCGAUACCGAUACCGCCUCACUGCAGGGCCCGGCAGCUUCGACCCGAACCUGUGGCUGGUAUACUACAGGCCCGCGGACCAGCAACACAGACUCGCCGCCGGCCAGAUCCCCGUUCCACGCGAGACCCAGGCCACGCUGCAGAUGCGAGCCCAGCUCCAGGCCGCCGGACCGCUCAUGCGCAAAGAGUUUAUGCUGCACGAUGCAUCCAACUGGCCCAAGGUCGAGUUCGGACAGCAAGCAGCCAUGCGCCAACAACAGCAGCCCUACUACAACCCCAUGCAGCCCGGCCGGCCCUAUGCCGCGCAGCCACCGCCCGCCAAGCGCAUGCGUGGCCCCGCACCCGCACAAGCGCGCCCGCCGGUUGCUGGAGCAGCGCUGCCAGAUACUUCCCUGGAGGACGAGGAGAAUGCUACACAGGACGCCUUUGACUUUCUGACCCCCCGCGAGAUCAGCCUGUCGCGAUACAAGCAGCAUCACGAAUGGAUGGAGGAAAUCUUCUCCUCGCCAUACGCCGUCGGGAACAUUGCGCCGAUCGACCUUGGCCUGGGUCUUAUGGGCGAGCUCGCUCCUCUGACAGCCGGCAUCCUGGAUGUGCCAGGGGCUGAGACCCCGGACACUGCAAAGGACGGCUACAAGAUCAAAGACUACUACAAGAUGAACCCAGACCACCUCAAGGCCUUUGAGAAGCGAGUGGCCGAGUACACGAAGAACGAACAGGCCGAGAUCGACAAGAUGAAGGCCGACCAUGCGCGCAAAAUGGCACAACUGAAGCGCACACGAACCUACAUCAAGGCCGAGAGGAGGUUGCGGGACCUGUCACGCUUGCCAGCAAGUGAUGACGAAGGCCCGGACCCGUCAGAAGGUGUUGUUCAGGAUCUGGAGAAGUCAUUGAACGUCAAGUUUGAUGCCAAGAAGUCGGUGGUUUGUGUGGACAAGGGCGGGUUCAUCGAAAGGCAGCCAUCUCCGCCCCAGAAGACACAAACCAACGGCAACGGGACACAGCCGAGCUCCAACGGCGCCUCGAACGGUCCCAACAACGACGGAGCUUCAGACUUUGACAACACCGCGGCCAGCCUGCUCGACCAGUACGGCACUGGGUCUUUGGGAGGCACACCUGGAAACAUAUCGAUGCCGCACAUGUCCCAGCCCCCAAGUCAAUCGCAGUCAGCAGUCGGAACACCCAACCUGCUCUCGGGUAACCAGGCUCAGCAACAGACCUUCGAUCAGCAAACACCGCAUCUCGACGAUACCGGCGACGAUCUCCUGGAUCUGGAUGUUGAGAUGUCCGGUAUGACAAACGCAGACGACAAGGCCGGCAAUGACUGGGUUGUGGUGGACGAGCAAGCGAGCCACGCCCAGCAGUCGAGCAACAAUCCCCCACCGACCGCAAACAACAACACAACGAACGACCAAAACACACUGGGCCAGUCGUCGGUUGAUGUCGACGUGGGCAGCAUGUUCGACAGCGUUCCCGACUUCACCAACUUCACCGGAGACGAUUCUGCGGGUGAUGCCCUAGCAGACUUCGGACAGGACGACAGCAUGGGUCUGGGCGAUCUGGUGGACGAUUCGGCGUUUGGCGACGCUUUCCACGAGGAAAUGGGUGGCGACGUGGAUAAUUGA
This is a messenger RNA of Didymella exigua CBS 183.55, 2022 nucleotides long. RefSeq names its product DUF1750-domain-containing protein. Gene Ontology annotation, biological process: chromatin remodeling. Lineage: Eukaryota; Fungi; Ascomycota; Dothideomycetes; Pleosporales; Didymellaceae. The record is from RefSeq and is a predicted model, not a curated record. The transcript has 3 exons. The coding region runs from base 1 to 2022 and encodes 673 amino acids.